AUGGCCGCCUCCAAGAGCGUCAUCCCGCGCUUCUUGCUGCCCCUCCAGAGCCCUCUCUGGCGGGGUCUCCGCGCGCCGCCCGUCUCGCAGCACAUUCGCGUGCGCUACGCCUCGUCCUCGUCCUCGUCGCAAGCCGACGGCAAGCCCAUUGUGCUCGAGAAGCCCGCCAAGUUUAACCCCCCGUCGCACGGCUCCCGCCUCAAGAGCAAGGCGCUCCCCAAGCACUACAGCCCGCCGCUGAGCGAGGCCGAGAUCAAGGUGCGCAGCCAGCGCAGCUACCCGGGCAUGAUGGCGCCCGAGGGGUCGUGGCAGCACUGGUUCUGGCACAGCAAGCUGCUGCACACGUUUAUUACAAUGGGCACCCUUCUCGCCAUGGCCAUCUACACCUUCUUCAUGAACUACGCCUACAACUCGCCCUACAAGGAGCUCGUCCCGCCCACGUCGACGCUCUUCACCGACCCGGGCUACUUCUUCGUCGCCUGGAAGGAGGUCAUCCUCUCGCACGAAAAGGACAAGGCCCUGAAAGCCGGCGAGCACCGCACGCGCCACGUCGACGAUGUCGCCAAGCGCCGCUAUUACAUGAAGGCCCACGGCAUCGAGCCCAAGGACCCCGUCACCAUGGUAUUUGGCAAGGGCGAUCAGCGCUCCGAGGCAGAGAUUGAGGCCGUGGCGCUAGGAAGAGAGAUGCCGGAGAAGACGCCCGAGGAGGAGGCGGCGGGCAAACGCAAGAAAUGGUUUGGCAUCUUCUAG
Molecule: messenger RNA, 750 nt
Organism: Akanthomyces muscarius
Lineage: Eukaryota; Fungi; Ascomycota; Sordariomycetes; Hypocreales; Cordycipitaceae
Exons: 2
Coding region: 1-750 (249 amino acids)
Source: RefSeq, a predicted model, not a curated record